Messenger RNA from Nematolebias whitei (Rio pearlfish), 1740 nucleotides. RefSeq names its product ankyrin repeat domain 33Aa (gene ankrd33aa). NCBI's taxonomy places the organism in Eukaryota, Metazoa, Chordata, Actinopteri, Cyprinodontiformes, Rivulidae. Gene Ontology annotation, molecular function: protein binding. Bases 287 to 1639 code for a protein of 450 amino acids. The record is from RefSeq and is a predicted model, not a curated record. The transcript has 5 exons.
CCUGUUUUAAGGACAACAGAAUCUAUGUUGGGACCUGACUGGUGAGGCCAGUACGAAAGAAAACAUGAAGGGGAGGAAGGUGGGAAGUUCCAGCGUCAGACUGGGGAACUUAACGUGAACCUGUUUCUACUCACAAACAAGAAGAGCAGAGGGCAACGUGAGAGGAUGAUUUAACAACUGAGAGCAAAAAUGAAGCAGAGGACUGAGCCAUGGCUGGAUUUUACAGGAUGUGGUGCUGUGCAGCUAUCCUGACGCCUCCAAGUGAUCCCUGACUGCAAGAAUCCCAAUGGCGACUGCAAAUGAUGACCCAGACCUGGGCGCUGGCCCAUCAGGGGACUCGGACGUCUUCCUGGAUGAUUCGGACUGUGAGAGUUUACUCUCUGACGACUCUGUAUAUCCCGAUUAUGAAAAUGAGACAAGGUUCUCAAACCCAGCUGAGACGCUGUAUGAGGCCUGUGUAAGGGACGACUCCGUAGCCCUGUGCAGCAUCAUGGAGCGAGGAGUCUCAAAAGAAGAGGCCAUGGAGCUAGACAUCAACGGAAGGAAUGGACUGAUGGUGGCUGUGACGAAGGGUUUUCUAGACAUCGUCACGCUCCUGCACAAAUGUCUGUUAAUAGACAUCAACCACCAGGACAAUGAUGGAAACACUGCCCUCAUGAUCGCUGCACAGGCUGGCUUCAUCAUAAUCCUUAACUACAUCCUUAACUAUUACCAUGGUGUAGACACAGAGGUCCGGGACCCCCGUGGCUUCACGGCCCUCCUCAAGGCAGGCCUGCAGGGCCGAGAGGAGUGCGUGUCCGCCCUGCUGAUGCACGGUGCAGAUGUACAUGCAGUGGACCUGGUUCAAGGCAGGGGUCUUAAAGACUGGGCCCUUAGGACGGGAAGGUUUGAGACUCUGUGCAGGAUCCGACGUCUGCAGGCCCGCUCUGUUGCCAAGCAGUUCUGUGAAAGCUACAAACCUGAGUGGCCUGAGCUGAAGCAGCUGGUAGAAAAGACCUCCGCUCCAAAAUCAGCCAGUCAGAAACUGAGGCAGCGCUUAAAAGAAACUCUUUCUUUCAGCUUCCCACACGACCCCCAAGACAACGGGGUAAUGGACCAUAUGGUUCAAAUAACUACUAGCAUCUACAGCCCCCUGGUUGCUACUGGUUGCCGCCCACUGUGUCCCACAAGUCCCCCAGAGAUUGGCAAGAGACGGUUUGCCAUCCCAGAACUGCUGGAGAAGCACAGCAGCAAGGAGCUGGAGGAGACAUCGGUGUCCCACAGCAACGGCUCCUUCACCUCAGCUUCUCCCACAGUCGUGACAACCACCUCGGUCUCUCUGGCCUCUUGCUGCCAGGCUCCAGAGCGCAGGGAAAGUUUGCCUUCGGGUGGCAUCAGAAACUUCGUCCCUCGCAGCAUGGCACACAGAAACAGCAUAUUCCCCUCAGGCUGCAUUCCCAAGAUCGAAGUAACAAAAUCUGGGGACCCAACACCAAAGAAAGAGAAAAAGAAGAAAAGACAAAAGGGCUACUUGGAGCCUCCUGUUUGGAAGUAUAAGCAGGCCAAAGAAGAGAAAAAGAAAGAAAAGAAAAGGCAGGCAAUGCAAAAAGACCAAGACAAAAAGUCUAAAGGGUCCAAAAAAUCAUCAAGCAAAAGCUGAGUCUGUUGGUGUUCUGCCAGAGAAAACAUCAGUGAUAACUCCAUGCACGCAUUAAAGAAUCAUCUCUGGAGUCAGAUGGAACUGGAGACAAAACCAUUGCA